AUGGCUGGGGUAUCCGCUGCCGACGUCCGUUCGGCGCUCUCUCUACCGACUCCUGGUCCCUCCACCGGUCCUUCUCAGUCAGAUAUUUUUCUUGCUGCGACACAACCCAAGGAACGAAAACGAAAGCCGGAUGGCAUCUCGCGCGAGCUUUAUUCGCUCAUUGGCGACUCCACGCCCUCUUUGCAAGCGCAGUUCGCGAAACCGCGUUUAAAGCAGAAACUCAACUUCGGAACCAGUGGGAGCGUCAAAUGGGAGUGGAGAUCGUUCAAGAAUGAGGCGAGGAAGGAUUCCUUGGAGCUCGGACACUGGGUGAAGGCCAGUUCCGACCCUAGUGCAGCAUACCCCUUCGCCAAGUACAACGUCCAGCCGAACGUCUACGAUUAUUCCCUAGACGAGUAUACCAGGUUCUUAGAAGAUCCCGAAUGGACCAAGGAAGAGACCGAUUACCUCUUCGACCUGAUGCGGGAGUAUGAUGCUCGCUUUUAUGUUGUUCAUGAUCGCUAUGACUAUCCCGGUGGUGUACCCCGGUCUCUGGAGGACCUCAAAGAUAGAUAUUGCAGUGUCUGCCGCAAGCUCGUCAGGAACCGACCAUGGCCAGGCGAUGAAAUCAGCAAGAUUAAGCUGCUCCAGAGUUUUGACUUCGACAAAGAGCAAGAAGUCACGAGGAAGAAAUAUGUCGCUUCGUUAGAGUCCCGAACGCCAGAACAGAUCGCGGAGGAGGAAGCAUUGUUCGUGGAGAUUAAGCGCCUAGAGCAAACAGAGCGACGAUUCAAGAAAGACCGCGACGAGCUUCUGCGCACGCUCCUGGGUAUCGACUCCGGCCUUCCUGAUCUUCCUGUUGACGAUGAGAAUCCUGUCGGUGCUGUCAGCGACUCGAAGAACAAGAAGAAGAAAAAUUACGGCAGCGUCAACGCCGCCGCCGGAGACAUCGACAGCCCAAGCGUCAGUGCUGGUCACAGUGUCAUCAGUCUCGGCCAGCCAGUUCAGCGCAAGCAAUCUGCGAAACAACUCGCGCAAGACGCCCUCAAUUGUAUUCAUCGCAUGGACCCUCCCGCCACGAAUGCUACCAAAUCCCAUCAAGCCGCCCACCUCCGCUCCUCCAGGAUCCCAUUCCCCAAACCCUCCUCCAACGCGCCCAAGAUCAUCCAAUGUCUCCAAGAGCUCGGCAUCAACCACCUCCGGCUCAUCAUGCCUACGCGCGAGAACAUUCAGCAGCUCGAGGGCGUCAUGGACGCCGCGUCGGCGCUCGUGGAGACCAAGAAGGUCGUCGAUCGCGUUGAACAGGAAAUCAGGGUGCUGAAGGCCCAGCUCCUGGAGAAGGACAGCGCGGACGCGGAAGGGGACGGCGAAGCAGAUGCAGAAGGGAGCGCGGUCGUGGAGACGCCGACGACUGGGACGCCUAUGGAGGUCGACGGCGGGGAUGCGGAGGCGGGCUCGCCGGACGGAAGGGGACAAAGCGUUAUGAGCUCUGUGAGCAUGAGAGGACGAUCAAGAAAGGCGUCUCGUCGGUCAAUGUCCAUAUCUUCCGUGGAUACAUCUGCCACCGGAGCGACUUCUAAACGACCUCGCAAAGGACGAUGA
Punctularia strigosozonata HHB-11173 SS5 is the source of this 1581-nucleotide messenger RNA. RefSeq names its product SWR1-complex protein 4. Gene Ontology annotation, molecular function: transcription corepressor activity. Gene Ontology annotation, cellular component: Swr1 complex; NuA4 histone acetyltransferase complex. The record is from RefSeq and is a predicted model, not a curated record. Gene Ontology annotation, biological process: negative regulation of transcription by RNA polymerase II; DNA repair; chromatin remodeling. The coding region runs from base 1 to 1581 and encodes 526 amino acids. The transcript has 8 exons. Lineage: Eukaryota; Fungi; Basidiomycota; Agaricomycetes; Corticiales; Punctulariaceae.